AAAAUAUUUCAGUUGUUCAUUACUAAAAAAAAUGGAAUAAAAAAUAAAAAAAAUAAUAAUUUUCGAAAAUAAUUAGACAAAAUUAUUUCGAUUGCAAUGAAAACAUUCAUUUCGACUUACUCCAUGAAAUCAUAAGUUGUGCAAUGUCAAAGGAACCGCUAACGAACCAAAGUGAAAACGGAAGGGAUCGAAAAUCGACCGAAAAUACAACAGCACAACCCCUGUAUACAUUCUACCAACCACACUUGUGCCCACCGCCAACCGAUUAUAUGUUUCUCGACGAUAAUCCCACAAAUAGCAUAUCGUCAAAUAAUAACUCGUUGAAAAGAGCACAGCAACUUCAGGUUUCCUCAAAAAUGGUACAAAAUCAACAUUCAAAGGCUCCUUUAGAACCAAUUAUGAGGGAACAAAUAUCUAAUAAAGAAAAGCGUCAGCAGCAGUGUGAACCUUCGUGUACUGAAUUCCAUGAGCUCGGUGAAGAAAUUUACAGAUGCUCAGUGAAUAGUAAUGUCAUGGAAGAUAUUGGAAAGUGCGAAACAGAUGAAAAAGACUCCAAUGAAUCGGUGAAAAGUGCUGAGGCUCUCGUUUCAAACAAACUUGACGUUGUAUGAAAGAACUUAAAUUUUGAUUGAGUGACAUGUCGAUAACCGAAAAAGAAACCAACAGUCAUGAGCACGACGACAACACCAAGUAUGAUGGAGAGUAUUGCAUAACCGGGGAGUGCU
Ceratitis capitata (Mediterranean fruit fly) is the source of this 725-nucleotide messenger RNA. RefSeq lists its product as uncharacterized. The transcript has 2 exons. The record is from RefSeq and is a predicted model, not a curated record. The coding region runs from base 144 to 611 and encodes 155 amino acids. Lineage: Eukaryota; Metazoa; Arthropoda; Insecta; Diptera; Tephritidae.